Habropoda laboriosa is the source of this 1085-nucleotide messenger RNA. RefSeq names its product probable methyltransferase BTM2 homolog (gene Samtor). Gene Ontology annotation, biological process: negative regulation of TORC1 signaling. Bases 21 to 1085 code for a protein of 354 amino acids. NCBI's taxonomy places the organism in Eukaryota, Metazoa, Arthropoda, Insecta, Hymenoptera, Apidae. The transcript is spliced from 2 exons. The record is from RefSeq and is a predicted model, not a curated record.
AUGUCAAUUCAAAGUUUCAAAUGGCGACGGAGGAGCAUAAAUAUUUAGCAGAUAUUAUAAAAAAUACACAUGCCACGUUGCGAGAAGAGGCACAAAAUUAUGGACCUGAGAUUGCGUGGAAACAACAUAUAAGUCGCAAAGAUAUUUUGCAGAAAUAUGCCUCCUCUAUGCAUAAAUUGGCAACAACAUGUUGGAUGGAAAACAAUUUGAAUAUAAAAAAUUCAACAUACUCUAGAAUAGAAUGGAUUAAAUUUCAUUGUGAAGAUUAUUUUUUUAAUGGUGGAAGACAAAAAUAUGACAUGAGGGAAAAGGAUAUUAAACUGAAAAUAGACACAAAUUUUGUAGAAACUCAAGUUGUUACACAUUGUAAUUUAAAUACUGAACAUAAGAAAGAUCACAUAUCAAAUCAUUGUCAUAACAGCCUUGAAAAACUAACUAAAAAGAUAUCAUUAUUAGAUGUAGGAAGUUGCUAUAAUCCAUUUGGGGCCUCAGAUAUGUUUGAAGUAACUCCAAUAGAUUUAUAUGGUAUACCAGAUAAAGUUUUAUGUUGUGAUUUUUUAAAUGUUCAAAUUGGAGAAGAAAAAGUGCUUUCCAAUGAUAGCCAAGAAGUUUUGCAAUUGCCUGAAAACUCUUUUAAUGCAGUUGUAUUUUCUUUAUUUUUGGAAUAUUUACCCUGUCCAAAACAAAGAUACAGUUGCUGCAAAAAAGCCUAUGAUUUGUUGCAAACUGGUGGAAUACUUUUUAUCAUAAGUCCUGACUCCAAGCAUGUUAGUGCAAAUGCUAAAAUCAUGAAGUCAUGGAGAUAUGUACUAAGUAAAUUAGGAUUUAUGAGAAUAAAAUAUGAAAAGCUACGACAUAUGCAUUGUUUAGUGUUCAGAAAAUGCGUAUUCAAACAUGUUGCAUCAAGAUGGGCGGAUUUGCAGGAACUGCCCCAAGAUGAUGUUUUGUAUAUAGAUAGUACUUCGAUUUAUAUUCCACAAGAUUUUCGAAGUAUGUCUAGUGAGAAUGAACAACGCGAAAAAGAAGAAUACGAUUUGAACGAACUAAUGUCUAUGUUUAACGAACUACCUUUUGAACAAUUGUGA